This is a messenger RNA of Erigeron canadensis, 1460 nucleotides long. Its product is annotated as dnaJ protein ERDJ3B. The coding region runs from base 173 to 1204 and encodes 343 amino acids. Gene Ontology annotation, biological process: protein folding. The transcript has 10 exons. The record is from RefSeq and is a predicted model, not a curated record. Lineage: Eukaryota; Viridiplantae; Streptophyta; Magnoliopsida; Asterales; Asteraceae.
AAAUAAAAUAUAAAUAAAUAUAUAUAUAAAUUUAUAAAUCUUCUACUAUUACUUUUAACUCUGUAUUUGCCGGGAAUCGAGAUUUUGAUCCUAAAACUUGUAUUUGAUCCAUCAUUUCCGUGUUAACUCGCCUCCUCCGAUUCGUGAAUCGGAAACGUAGAUAGAUCUGUAAAUGGCGCAUUACAGAUCGAGAUUCUUCGUUUUAAUUUAUUUUUCACUUUUACUUAUCGCUACUGCUGCCAAAAGUUAUUAUGAUAUAUUACAAGUUCCGAAAGGUGCGUCAGAUGAACAGAUUAAACGGUCGUAUAGAAAGCUGGCGUUGAAAUAUCAUCCUGAUAAGAAUCAAGGAAACGAAGAUGCUAACUUAAAAUUCGCCGAGAUUAACAACGCUUAUGAAGUGUUGUCAAAUAGUGAGAAAAGGAGUAUUUACGAUCGGUAUGGUGAAGAUGGGCUUAAACAGCAUGCUGCUGGUGGCGGAGGAGGCGGAGGGAUGGAUAUCAACGACAUAUUUAAAUCGUUUUUUGGUGGUGGGGGCCAACAAGAAGAGGAAGAGAGAGUGGCAAAAGGUGAUGAUGUCAUUGUUGACUUGGAUGCAACACUGGAGGAUCUGUACAUGGGAGGGUCAUUAAAGGUCUGGAGGGAGAAAAACGUUUUAAAACCUGCUCCAGGAAAACGACAAUGCAACUGUCGGAAUGAGGUUUAUCACAGGCAAAUUGGCCCGGGGAUGUUCCAACAGAUGACAGAGCAGGUCUGUGAGCAGUGCCCUAAUGUUAAGUAUGAAAGGGAAGGCAACUUUAUUACUGUCGAUAUUGAGAAAGGAAUGCAAGACGGACAAGAAGUGGUGUUUUAUGAGGAGGGUGAACCAAUUAUAGAUGGUGAAGCUGGAGAUCUUAAGUUCCGCAUUCGUACAGCACCACAUGACAAGUUUAGGAGAGAAGGCAAUAACCUUCAUACUACUGCAACAAUAACCUUGUCGCAAGCACUAGUUGGUUUUGAGAAGAAAAUUACACACCUUGAUGAACAUCAAGUGGAUAUUGGCACAAAGGGAAUUACUAAACCAAAGGAGGUGAGGAAGUUCAAAGGUGAAGGGAUGCCGUUGCAUUUUAGCAAUAAGAAGGGUGACCUAUAUGUUACUUUUGAAGUCCUUUUCCCUACAUCACUAACAGAUGAUCAGAAGAGCAAGAUUAAAGCCAUUCUUGGUUAGAAUACAUGUAUAAUAGUUCUUACUUCCAAUUGUAAAAUCAGGAGGCUGCUAUAGAUUCAUUAUUUAGGUUGGGUGGCCCAUAGAUUUUUCUUCAUUUUCCAAAGUAGUUCUGUUCUAUUAAGCAUCCUGUACCAGGAUGCAGAUCCUCUUCUAGGUUACACCUUUUUUCAGCAACCUCUGUUCUGUAAAAUUUGAAAUAUAAAUUUUGUACUUUCUACGCUGAGUAAAAAUGAGGCUACCUGAAUUUUGUAUCCAA